Molecule: messenger RNA, 603 nt
Organism: Bipolaris oryzae ATCC 44560
Lineage: Eukaryota; Fungi; Ascomycota; Dothideomycetes; Pleosporales; Pleosporaceae
Exons: 2
Coding region: 1-603 (200 amino acids)
Source: RefSeq, a predicted model, not a curated record
AUGCAGAAAACAUUAAAAUCUAGCCGAUCUCAAGAUCUAGCACGGCUAACACACCCGUAUACCCUCCUCAUGACCAUUCCUACAGGACCUGGUUCAGCAACUACAAUCAGCUACUGGGCGCCACCUGAGUUUCAGCCCUGUCACUUCCAACUCCGCAUAAGCCUGAAGCCAGCUCAGAUCCAACUUGUGCAAUCCCAUGAAGAUCACGGUAUUGUGUGCAUUGCAGCCCGCGAGCCCGAUCUCGCAAGUUUCUUCCGCAAAAAGCUUGAGUACCUCCAGACGUCCUCGCACGAUGCAAAGAUGGUCUCGAAGCUUGUCGUCAACCUGCGGUGCGAUGAAGUGAAUAAGGGAGUCGAGCUUCAAAUUUUCAGCGUCCAGAUUUUUGGUGAUGAAGGCGGUAAUCUUGUUUCGGAGGGCUGCAAUCUGUUAUGGAAGUGGACCAAAGAGCAGAGUCCGUAUCGUAAGUCAGGAUUUUGGGAUCAUAAGCUGGCCCAGGUGUUGGUUGAUGCGGAGUGGACAGCGGGGGAAGGUGUUGUAAUUUUGGCCAAGGGUGUGGAUGAGGAGGAGUAUGAGAGGGUGGUGAAGGGGGAAAUCAAGUCCUAG